Pongo pygmaeus (Bornean orangutan) is the source of this 1905-nucleotide messenger RNA. It is a transcript of the gene PRR23B, whose product is annotated as proline rich 23B. The transcript has a single exon. The record is from RefSeq and is a predicted model, not a curated record. Bases 276 to 1073 code for a protein of 265 amino acids. Lineage: Eukaryota; Metazoa; Chordata; Mammalia; Primates; Hominidae.
CGCAUCCGGGUCUGCUUCAGGAAGGCCCAAGGUUCCAACGAGCUAGGCUGAGCCCGGUGGCCGGCGAGGCACCACCAGCAGCCCGGACUACGGUCCCCCAGGAGGCGCCCCUGGAGCUCCCAGGACUCGCCCCGCGUCGCGCGGUCCUGCGCCCCGCUCGCCCCAACCCGCCUCCCCUACCACCGACAUCUGUUACCUCAAAGAGGACUUCACCGCCCGCGCUCCCCACGUCCUCUGCUAGGCCCAGGAGCGCCGUCUACAGCGCCGUCGAGGCGAUGGGCAGCCGGCCCCGCAGCCCCAGCGCCUUCCCUGCGCCCUGGUGGGGACAGCAGCCAGGAGGACCCGGCCCUGCCAAGCGCCUCCGAUUGGAGGAGCCGGCGGGCCCCGAAUCCCGCGCGGCACCCAGCCUGGAAGACCCGGCGGGGGGCCCGGCCGUGGACGUGCUCACCUCCAUAGUGGUCCUGGCCGCGGGCUGUGCCCUACGUGUGCCCCUGGACGACGUCGACCUUGUGCUGGAGCCCGCACCAACGUCGAUCCUGCGAGUGUCUCUCGAUGGACACACCCUCAUCCUGAUCCCCGAGGUCCUCCUGAGCUCCGGCGACGAAUGCUCAGGAGCGCAGGACGACUCGUCUGCCGGCCUGGAAGUGGACGUUUUCCUGGGCGCUCUCAGGGAGGACGUCGUCGUCGAGCUGGAAUUCUGCGCAUCUGUCCCAGAGAUCGCCGCCCAGGAAGAGGCCUACGAGGAGGACGCGGACCCCGAGUUCCCGGAGCUCCGGAUGGACUCCCCAACCGGCUCAGCCGCUGGGCUCUACCCCUCCUCUAGAAGUAUGUUCAGCCCCUAUUGGGAGGGCCCCAUCCCAGAACCCUGUGCUCUGGCCCCCAACCCAAGUUCAGAGAAACGCUCUCCACGCCCCAUCUUCGACCUGGAAUUCCGCCUUCUGGAGCCUGUCCCCAGCUCACCUCUCCAACCUCUACCUCCCUCUCCGUGCGUGGGGAGUCCAGGUCCCCACGCGCACCCGCCGCUCCCGGAACGCCCUCCGUGCAAGGCCCGCAGACGACUGUUCCAGGCAUAAACCCCCACCGCCACGUGCACACAAUAAUCCUGGCCGCUCUGCUGGCGGCCCUCUAGGAUUGCGGGAAUCUCUCACAUUGAGUAUCCAACAACCUGGAAAUUGGGCACCGCGUGUUCGCACAAUUGCUUUUUCGCUGCACGCUACCGAUAGUAGGAGAUGAAGACAUCAGCAAGAAAAGGCAUAUUCUAGACCUCAUCUUUAAAUAGAAAAUCUGCGCACGGAUACCAGAAAAUGUGUCCAGAUUUCUGGGCUUCUUCACGAGGUCAUAUUCAGAUCCCAUCAUUCUCCCUCGUUUUGCAUCAGUUGUUUCUCUCAAAUUCCAGUCUUUCUCCAGCAUCAUACUGCCACUCCCUUUCUCCCCAAACCAAGAAAUCACUAGAUCUCUUACGUUGUUAGUUACCUUGUAUUUUUUUCCCAUGAAUUUUGGAAGACUUAGCCAUGGCUUUUCUCAGGGUUUUUCCAACUGCUCUCCAAGGAAACUGCCAAAUAGUAUGCUUACUAUACAAGACUGUAUGUUGCUUCUUCCUAGGAACCCCUUAUCCUGCUGAAGUUUUCUUCCAGUCUUCUAAUUCUAAAUGAAAAUUUGCGUUGAAUUUUAUCAGAUGUUUUCAGCAUGCAUUGUGUUAUGUAUUUUUUUUUAAUUUGUUAAUCUGGUGAUUUCACCCAAUGGAAAGUGUUUGCAUUCCUGCUAUUUCACAUUACUUUAUACCUUUUAAAAUCUAUCCUGAGUUUUUUCUCAUGUAAACCAAACUUCUAACUUUUAAAAUGUUAAUUUAUUACUGUAGUUGCCUCAUAUUUUUAUAUAGGAGAUAAAAGAUUACUGGUAAAGCUG